AUGGCAGAUUUGCCGUCCGCACCAAAUGCUUAUUUAAAGCAAACCUCAUCGGAUGUAAAAUUAACAGCCUAUAAAACGUUUGUUCUGCCUAUAUUAGAGUAUGCGUCCGUUGUCUGGGACCCGUUUACUAAAACGAACAUAAAUUUACUUGAAUCCAUACAGAGAAAAGGCUUGCGUUUCAUAUACAACCAUUACUGUAGGGUCGAUGUAUUUAAGUUCUCAUUUUUUCCAAGGAACAUUCAUGAUUGGAAUGCCCUACCCAGUCAUAUAAUAAAUGCUUCAUCUGAGUCAUCACUCAUUGCUAACCUUCGCAGUUUCUGUAACUCCUGCGAUUGACGGUAUUUCUUGUAGGUUGUUUUGUUGUU
Messenger RNA from Ixodes scapularis (black-legged tick), 365 nucleotides. RefSeq lists its product as uncharacterized. Bases 1 to 336 code for a protein of 111 amino acids. The record is from RefSeq and is a predicted model, not a curated record. NCBI's taxonomy places the organism in Eukaryota, Metazoa, Arthropoda, Arachnida, Ixodida, Ixodidae. The transcript is spliced from 4 exons.